UUAAGAAUUGCAUUACGCAGUUGGCCCUUGGUUGUCGAUGAUCGCAGUGUACAUGAUUCGCGCUUUUGUGUACCUCAUUCUCCUUCAAGGGGAGACAUGGGGCCUCACUCUGCCCCAGAAGGAAAUGGUGGUGUACCCGACACUACUAGAAGGCCGGGACGCCGAUGGAAGAAAGAUGCUGAAAAUAACGGAUGACCUGACCCUUAACCUAGAGAGCAGCAGCGUCUUUUCUGAUAACUUUUUGCUGAUUACAACGAUGGAUGACGGUCAAACGGUGAAGGAAAACGUGAAUGCUGAGGAGUACGAAGAAAACCUCUAUCACGACAAUGACAACAUGGCUUCCUUGAUGGUAACGCAAGACAUGGGGGCUGUAAGAGUUGAUGGUAUAAUUGCUGAAACACUUCGCAUCAAGCCUCUUCUGGGUUCAGAAAGGUCUUCUGAAGGUCACAUCGCUCAUUUGGUGUCCAGGAUUGCAAUGAGGAAACCGUUUGCUCCGCGUAUGUCAGAAAGAAGUGGAGACAGCAACCAAGGGAACCACACCGGCACUGACAGACCUGAAGCUAACGACCAUCAGCAGUCUAAUGGGAGCGCAGUCGACUACGUCCAUGCUCCACCGACAACUGAUGAUCAGCCUGAAGAAAAUGGCAUCACGGAGGAUUACACUGAACCGCCACCAUCCGAAGGCGUGACUGUGGAUUCUGCUCUUGGUGUUCAGAGGUCGUCUGCUUCUGUCGUGGAGGAACGAGCCGAUGAAGUAAUGUACGUUGAGACACACAUAGUUGUUGAAAAGACUCACGCGAAGAAGUUCGAUUACAAACAAAACAAGAUUAUAAGUUACCUCGCCACGUUGACCAAUGCUGUAAACCUGAGAUACAGUUUAAUGAAGAAACCACGUGUAAAGGUCCUCAUCGUGGGAGUCACCAUACAAAAAGGGAAAGAGCCUUACCUGGCGAGGAAUUCAGACAAUCCAAAAGUCAUAGAGCCAAUGAAGACGGUAAUGGAACUCGAUACGUACAUGAGGAAAAAGGAGGAGUACGGGAGAGCAGACUUUAUAAUGCUGAUCACCUGCUUGGACAUUGGCAGCUACGAAGGUGACUCCACAUCUGGGUUCACGAUGUUCGCUACAGUGUGCGGGCAGUAUAAAACGGGAAGCUUUGAGGAUGAACCGGAUACCUACGACGCUACCUAUAUCUUCGCUCACGAACUGGCUCACGGACUUGGUGUGGUGCACGAUGGUGACGGCCCGGAUCGUGACGUGAAAAAUCACCCUGGUGCCUCCAAGUGUAGGUACGAUGCCGGCAACAUCAUGGGUGAAUACAGCUUCAAGCUUGCCCACUAUCGGUUUUCUGAUUGCUCAGUGAAACAAAUCCAGAACACCUACAGUUUAAAAGACAAAUACAAGUGCCUUCACGAGAAGAACAGAGAGAAGACAAUCAAGUCGUCUGACAAAUAUCCGGGUGACAUAAUAUCCCUCGACACGAUGUGCAAAAUUGAUUUGAAGCGCUUCAACCGUGAUUACGGCUAUGACCAGGAAAAGGGAGUGACUGAUUGCGAGAUCAACUGCAUAGCGAAAGAGCGGAGUGGGUACACCUACUAUGCACAGGCCAGAGCUCUCGAUGGUCAUAAGUGCGACAGCAAGGACAGCAAAAAGGCGUGCUUCAACGGAAAAUGUGUCGAUUCUACUAAGUACAAGAAACUGAUUCAGAAGAAAAAGAAUAAAUCAUAGAGCCUUGUGUAGAUCAUCAAAGUGACAUUAAAUACAUCUCUGUGUUGUGGA
This is a messenger RNA of Ornithodoros turicata, 1777 nucleotides long. Its product is annotated as A disintegrin and metalloproteinase with thrombospondin motifs like. The transcript is spliced from 17 exons. Gene Ontology annotation, biological process: proteolysis. The record is from RefSeq and is a predicted model, not a curated record. Gene Ontology annotation, molecular function: metalloendopeptidase activity. The coding region runs from base 38 to 1726 and encodes 562 amino acids. Lineage: Eukaryota; Metazoa; Arthropoda; Arachnida; Ixodida; Argasidae.